CCUCCAUACUCGAGAAGUCCAGAUCGAUCCCAAUGGCGUCGUCGACGCUUCGCUGCCUUCCUGGCGACAUCCCGCCGACGACGCUGCUUUCCCUACCAGACGAGAUGCUCGAGGAAAUCCUCCUCUGCCUCUCCGACGCCGCCGACCUCGUCCGCGCCUCCAUGGCCCGCGUCUCCAUCCGCCGCCUCGUCACCAAUCACCGAUUCCUCCGCCGCUUCCGCACUCGCUACCCGCCGUCUCUACUGGGCAUCGUUUCUCCCCAUCCCCGCCGGCCCCGAUGGGACCUGCCGCUGCUGCAACUGGCCCAGCCGCCGCACCCCUCCGCGGCCGCCGCGAGCGCUUUCUCCGGGCUUGACGCCGCCGACUUCUCAUGCGCCUUCCUCCCCAACGCCGCGCGCUGGCGUAGGCGCGACUUGCGGGACGGCCGCGUCCUCCUUUCCGGCGUCCCAGAGGGCACCAAAUACAACUGCCACGUCUUUGUCAGGGAGCUGGCUGUCUGUGACCCCCUGUCCCGGCGCUACAUCCUGCUACCUCCCAUCCCCGACGACCUAGCCGCCUUGGUGCAGCCACCCGACGUGCUGCGUUUCGAGCCCUUCCUUGCUCCUCCAGCAGCCGAGGAUGAGGAGGGCAUGUCUUUCAGAGUUAUUUGCUUGGUGCAGUGCAAAACCAAGCUGCUCCUCAUCAUCUUCUCUUCAGGUUCAGGUGCUGAACAAUGGCGUGCUGUUACAUUUGACAAUUGGAUCAGUCUGCUCACAGGAUCAGGUAACCAGCAAGCAAGUUACCGGCGGUCGCCAAUACGCCACUAUGCAGACGGCUACUUCUGUUGGGUGCUUUUUCGGGCAAGCAAGUUGCUCAUGCUCGACACUCGCAGCAUGAGUUUCUCAGUUGUGGACCUCCCGCAUGGCACCAGUGAAGCACAGGUUGCCAUUCUGGAGGCAGGGAAUGGAAGGAUUAAGAUGUUUUUGAAUGAGCAUUUCACACCUGAACUCAGGUAUUAUGUGUUGCAAAAUGAUGGAGUUGGGGCGAACCAGUGGCUGUCAGAGGCAACGUUCAAUUUACCCGUAAAUAAUGGCGGCUAUAUGUUCAUGGGCGUAGUGGGGGGAUACUUACUCCUACAAGGGAUUGGAGAAGACGAAUAUACAUUCCAUUUGGUUUCGUUGAAUCUGAAGACUUUAGAGCUUGAGUGGUUCCUUGCAUCAAAGCGCAAUAACAAGGGUGCUCAUUUGUUUGCCGGUUUCCCACCAUCCUUGUCUCCACCAACUAUUCGACAUGAUAUCUGAUAUUGAUGCCGCUGGGAGAUGAAACCUUGACGUCUGGAGGUAUAGAGCAGCAACUUGCAGGAUUAUCUACUGGAUGGAAUCAUCAGGCUUUCCUUUUGAGACGGACGCAGGCUUGUUUGCGGUGCUGACUGUUGUGCAGCUCGGUGCUUAUUUUCAGAUAUGUCAUGGGAGAAUAGUUGUGAUAAUCUACCAAAUUUGAUUCACAAAUCAAAUAUUACUAGACAAUUUCUAUUUUCUGGAACCUUUGUUCGUAUCAUUAUAUGCAAAUGUGACCCGAAGCAGAUUAUGACUUGAGGCAGAGUAAUAAUAUAUACAUUUAUACAAA
Triticum urartu is the source of this 1605-nucleotide messenger RNA. RefSeq lists its product as uncharacterized. Gene Ontology annotation, molecular function: protein binding. NCBI's taxonomy places the organism in Eukaryota, Viridiplantae, Streptophyta, Magnoliopsida, Poales, Poaceae. The record is from RefSeq and is a predicted model, not a curated record.